GGUAAAAUGCAAACUGCGAACCGCAAACUGCGAACCGGUAAAAUGCGAACUUUUUUGCGAACCAAAACAUUACAUUUUAAUGACCGCAAUAUAAUAUAUUAAAGUUAUAUAAAACAUUUGCUAUUCAAUUCUUCCUUUUAUUAAAUAAUAUAAUGGAAUUAGAUUUAUUUAAAUCUUUACCCGCUGAAUUCGCUGUUCGGUACAAACCAAAAGCUGGUACUAAUUACAUUUUCUCGUGGACUAAUGACAAGGAUAAAGAAAAUUGGCGUGCAGAUGGUUACAGGUGGAGGCAAGGGGGUUCAAAGACAAAUAAUGGAAUUAAAAGGAAGUAUUUUAGAAUUCUUGUUGCACAAGACACAGUAAGUGAUGUGUUUGUACGUAGAGCACACUAUCAUGCUGAUUAUGCUAAUUCAGUUCUGAUAUCAUACAUAGGUGAUGAAGCUAAGGCUGUGCAGUUUCCUUAUGGAAAUGCUACUAGAUGUAAUAGAGAUUUUAUCAGGACACAGCCAGGUGUUAUAAACCAAAUUAAGGAAAGUACAGGUUCUGUCCAAAAAGUAUACAAAGACAUAAUAUUAUCAAAUACAGCUGAUAUAAAUAUAACAGCAGUUCCACGUAACAUGGAACAAGUCAGUAAUACUUUAAAAUCAACACGCAAUCAGCAGCGUUUAUCUAGAGAUAGUUUAUACAAUCUUCAUGAAUUAGCGUAUGAUACAAAUUUUAUUCAUAGUAUAAUAACAUUUCCUGAUUUGGUGGUAGUUAUGUACUCAGAUGAAACACUGCAAAUUUUUCAGCAAGUACUGAAAUUGUCUCAACUACCUCAGCAACUAUCAUAUGAUACAACUUUUUCUUUAGGCGACUUCUAUCUUUCUGUUUUGCUAUUUAGAGAAACUGAGAUUGACCCAAGUCCAAUCAUUCCACUAGCUUUUAUGAUACAUGAGCGAAAAACACUAAUGCCCCAUUCCAUAUUUUGGCAACAUAUGAAAUUAGUAUGCCCAGAACUUGCUUUAAAGAAUGUUUUUAUUGUCACAGAUCAAGAACGAGCUAUAACAGAGGCCAUCAAAGAAAGUUUUCCAUCAGUUUCACAUUUUCUUUGUUGGAACCAUGUUUUGCAGGACAGUAAGCGAUGGUUACAAUUGCAUGGAGUGAAGACAAAAGAUGAAUUAGCAUAUUACACUGAAUGUAUUCAAUCUCUUCUUCGUUCUGAUUCUGAAUCUUCAUAUAAAGACAAACUAAUAACAAUGUUAUCAGCAUGGAGUCAGCCUUUUUCUGAGUACUAUAUCAAAACAAUUCAUAGUGUAGUAGACAAACUUGGAUCUUGGAGAAUUAAACAGUUUAACUUUCAUGAAAUUACAACAAAUCAAUCAGAAGCAUUUAAUACUGUAAUUAAGCGACUACAGGACUGGAAAGAGGCUACUGUAGAUUCAAUGGCUUUAAGCUUAUAUAGACUUAUACAAUAUAGUAUGGUGGAAAUUUAUCGUGCUCGAAAAGGAACUGGCCAAUAUGAAUUAAGAGCUGAAUUGAAAGGUACUUAUGAAGAAUGUGAUCUUCAUAUUCCAGAUACAACAGCACCAGAACAAAUUGUUCAACUUAUUAAAGAAACCAUCAACAAUCAAUUUAUGCAUAAUACAUCUAAAAGUUUAGAGUUAGUACAAGAUACAACUAUGAUAACUUCUGUUGAAAGGGCCAAUGAAAUCAUUAGAAAUUCUCAUAUUGCUCUUGACCCCAAACUUGCAACCUUUAUUGUAAAAGGAUCUAUAGAACCACGUGUAGUAAAACUGUUUCCAAAAGAGACAUGUUCAUGUCCAGCUGAAAGUAGAUGUUAUCAUAUAUUGGCAGCACGCCAGGCUAUUGGUCUAUCUGUUACAAACAACAAAAAAAAACAGGUUAAUCUAACACAACUUCGUCGAAAUACAAGAAAAAAAUCUGACAAAACAGGAGGAAGAAAAAGACCAAGAACACUUGAUAUUGAAGUUAUUCCAGCAGGAGAUGCUAAUCCAGACGAAAUAAAAGAUUUGAUAGCUAAAGUUAAUGCCUUAAAAAAAACAUGA
Hydra vulgaris (swiftwater hydra) is the source of this 2048-nucleotide messenger RNA. RefSeq lists its product as uncharacterized. Gene Ontology annotation, molecular function: zinc ion binding. The record is from RefSeq and is a predicted model, not a curated record. Lineage: Eukaryota; Metazoa; Cnidaria; Hydrozoa; Anthoathecata; Hydridae.